GCUAUUCACGAGCUGCAUUAGCAAUCAUUCCUACUCCAGUUGAGCUUAAUUCAGAUAGAUUCAAAAAGUUCUGGGCACAAGCUGUGAAAGACCUGGCCAAUUUCGGUAUCACAAAGCAUGAGCACACGUGGUCCAUUAAGGUAAACCGUUUUGCGUGUUAUCUGUACGAUGCGGUGUACCUGUACGCACGUGCGCUGCAUGAGUUGAUCGAGGAGACGACGGAAAGGCAGAUGCAUGGCUACGAUCCGACAAGAGACGGAGCAGCCAUCAUUAAGAAAGUGUUGAAUCGCAAGUAUUCGAGUAUGCAAGGCUUUGACAUGCGAAUCAACGAACACGGUGAUGCCAAAGGAAAUUACACGCUGUUGUCGUGGCAAGUAGUGAGUGAAUGA
Molecule: messenger RNA, 389 nt
Organism: Cooperia oncophora
Lineage: Eukaryota; Metazoa; Nematoda; Chromadorea; Rhabditida; Trichostrongylidae
Source: the annotation of a GenBank genome assembly